Messenger RNA from Pangasianodon hypophthalmus (striped catfish), 6744 nucleotides. RefSeq names its product F-box protein 41 (gene fbxo41). The record is from RefSeq and is a predicted model, not a curated record. The transcript has 13 exons. Bases 523 to 2865 code for a protein of 780 amino acids. Lineage: Eukaryota; Metazoa; Chordata; Actinopteri; Siluriformes; Pangasiidae. Gene Ontology annotation, molecular function: protein binding.
CGUGUCUGACCUUUUUUUUUUUUUUUUUUUUUAUCCCUUCAAUUGUUUUCCGACAUGGCGUGUUGGUGUGGAAGAGCUCGUGCGCAGUGGCUGUGCGUCCUCCACGGCGCGCGCUUUCCGGUAUACCGGGGUAUUAUAGAGGAGCGCGAGCCGCACCGGAGGGGAGGAGAGGGGAGGGGGAGAGAUAGAGAGAGAGAGAGAGAGAAAUGGUGCAAAACCUGGCUGGCAUCACAUCACCAUCACCAUCACCAUCACAUCACCACCGGGCAUGGAUAAUCAGAGAGGGUUGAAUGCAGUGCCCAUACAGAAAACAUGUAAGAAAAUAGAGUGGAAAGCAACCAAGACACAAACCGUAAGGGUGUUUUCUUCAGCAGUGUGACAUUGAGUCAUAAAUCAGAAGGUGGAAUGUGUAUAGAUUUUUCAGCAUGUGGUUGAACUGCAGUAUCCUACAUGACCUUGAGAUGAGUAGAGGUCUCUGGUGCCCAGCCUGUUCAAGGCGGCGCCCAGUGGCCUGAGCCUGGCAUGGCCUCUCUGGACCUGCCGUACCGCUGCCCUCGCUGCGGGGAGCAUAAACGCUUCCGGAGCCUGUCAUCACUGCGCGCCCACCUGGAGUACAAUCACACCUACGAGACGCUGUACGUGCUCUCCAAGUCCAACAGCGUGUGUGACGCCGCCGCACUGCUCCCUCUGGUGGCCGACAGCGCCCUGGCUGCUGAAUCCCGCUUCCCCUGCUCGGGCGACGAGCUCGGGCUUGCCACGACCUCAUCCGCCGGCGCCCGCUACCUUCCCAAUGUGGAGUUCCCACUGGGAGAGAUCCUGGUGAAGAAAGCCAUGAGCUCAAUGGACCCCAGUGCAAUGGAAGCUGCUUACGAAGAGGGCUUGGCGCGCCUCAGGGCUAGGGCCUUCGAAAGGCUCGAGCUGGAUGAGAGACUGGAGAAGCUGUCUGAAGAAGUGGAGCAAAAGAUCGCUGCACGCGUUGGGCGCCUGCAGGCCGAGCUGGAGAGGAAGAGUUCGGAACUGGAGAAAGCCAAGCUGGAGAGUGAAAGGCUCGGCCAGGAGAAGCAGGAGCUGGAGGACAAGGCCUCAGAGCUGUCACGCCAGGUGGACGUGUCGGUGGAGAUGCUAGCAAGCCUUAAGCAAGACCUCGUCAACAAGGAGCAGGAGCUCACGCACAAACAGCAAGAGGUGGCUCAGAUCGAUCAGUUCCUUCAGGAUACGGCGGCGCGUGAAGCCAGCGCUAAAGUGCGUCUGCAGCAGUUCAUCGAGGAGCUGCUGGAGCGAGCAGACCGAGCGGAGAAGCAGCUCCAGAUCAUCAGCAGCUGUGGAACCACGCCGAACGGGAGUCUGGGCCACUGCAGCCUGCAGGGCUCCAAAUCCAACGGGCGACAGAGGAACUCCAGUAUCUCCGGCUCGAGGGGCGUGUACCAGGUCUCAGAUCGCCGAUCAUCUCCCAGCACUGGGGCAUCUGGUCGGUCAAAGUCGGUGUCCCAGGCCUCGGUGGCGGGUUACGACAGUGACAGCGUGGAGCUGCAGGCGCUGGAGGGCAGUCUGGAGGCUCAGUACUACCACGGGCAGUGCCGUCCGGGAGAACCCUCACCUUACGAGCGCCGCAACUGGGGCCUCCGCAAGCAGGCCAUCCAGAACUGGCAGCGGCGGCCGUACCGUAACAGCACGGAGGGCGAGGAAGGCGACGUUUCAGACGUGGCCUCACGCACCACUGAGUCCGAGGCGGAAAUGUGGGAGCAGGAGAGGAGGGCGGAGUGUCAGCAGCAUUGCCCUCACCGCAGCGGCUACCGGCUGGGGACAGGCCGUUCUGAGGGUUGCUACAAACCCUGCCGUCACGAGAAGAGCCCGUCCAAGACCAGCGAGGUGAUCAGCCCCGAGGUGCUCAAGAUGCGGGCAGCGCUUUUCUGCAUCUUCACCUACCUGGACACUAAAACCCUGCUGAGGACGGCCGAGGUGUGUCGCGACUGGAGGUUCGUGGCGCGUCACCCCGCCGUCUGGACAAGAGUGUUGCUGGAGAACGCUCGCAUUUCCUCCAAGUUCUUGUGCACGCUCUCUCAGUGGUGUACGCAGACCCACUCCCUGAUCCUGCAGAACCUCAAACCAAGGCAAAGAGGAAAGAAGGAGACCAAGGAGGAGUAUCUGAAGAGCACACGUGGGUGCCUAGAGGAAGGUCUGGAGGCCAUGCUGAAAGCUACAGGAGGAAACCUGCUCAUUCUAAAGGUGUCUCAUUGUCCCAACCUGCUGACCGAUCGCUCUCUGUGGCUGGCCAGCUGCUACUGCCGAGCUCUACAGGCUGUAACAUACCGGAGUGCUACUGAUCCAGUGGGUCAGGAGGUGAUCUGGGCUUUAGGAGCAGGCUGCAGGGACAUCAUCUCCCUACAGGUGGCGCCAUUACAUCCCUGUCAACAACCAGCCCGCUUCAGUAACCGGUGCUUACAGACGAUUGGCCGGUGCUGGCCACACCUACGAGCCUUGGGAGUGGGCGGAGCUGGAUGUGGUAUACAGGGAUUGGCGUCAUUGGCGAGGAACUGUAUGAGGCUGCAGGUGCUGGAACUGGACCACGUCAGUGAGAUUAAUCAGGAAGUGGCUGCUGAAGUGUGUCGUGAGGGUCUAAAGGGUUUGGAGAUGUUGGUUCUCACCUCGACUCCGGUCACGCCCAAAGCUCUCCUUCACUUCAACAGCGUGUGCCGUAACCUGAAGUCCAUUGUUGUACAGAUCGGUAUUGAAGAUUACUUUGAAGACCCCAACAGCCCUGAGGCCAGAAAGCUCUUUGAUGAGAUGGUGAACAAACUCCAGGCUUUAAAGAAGAGGCCGGGUUUCUCCAAAAUCCUCCACGUAAAGGCUGAUGGUCUUUGCUAACGCCCUCCACUGCGACAUGAACUGUUUAAAACCACCAACUUCUCCUUUAUGGAAGAAGCUGAAUCUCUAACUUCAGUUUCAGCUACCGUGACAACAACAAAACAGGAAACUUCUUCUCACUACAAUAUUAUGUUGAAGAUACAAUUUAUUCGCCUGUAGCUAAUCGACUUUCAAGGAUUUGGCUUCGACCGAUAAUCUUAUGAAGAACACAGAGUCUCGAUUCAAGCUCGACAGCUUCAGAUCACGGUGAUGAGAUCGAGUUUCACUGGAUAAAUUUAUAGCACAGAGCUGCAGCCGGGAAUUUUCAGCAAAAGAAAAGAAAAGGUCCUAGAAUACAGAGUUGUGGAACACCACACACAUAAAAUACACGGUUACAGAAAACGGACUUGGAGUCGAGGGUAUGUGGUGCAGAUUUUUAAUUGGUAUUAAACAGGAAUGAAAUUUAAACUGUCAUUGACCCGGAUUAGCAUUCUAGUGAGUGUACUGCUAACACUCCUCCAGCACAAUAAGAGUACCAGCUUCCUGGUUUACAAAAAAACAGAUUCGAAAUUUGACCUUUUUCUAGUCAAAUCCAAGUAAGCAGGACGUAGAAGUGAUGCCAACGAACGUGAAAGAUUUUCAUGCAGUAUCAUCCUCCUAUCAUCAUCCAGCUCUGGAAACAACCACAUUUGACAUUAAAUGUAGUGAGUUUUGGAUCUGCAUGUGGUUUUGUGGUGACCUCCGCCGUGCCAUUCAUGCCCCGUGUUGGAGGUUAGACUCAUUAACAUCAAGCGCCUGUUCAUCCGACAUUCUGCAUCCGUGGAAUAUUGUGCCUCAUCGAAAAGCAACAUUAAGUUGACAUGGUGCUUUUCUUUCAAAUUUUAUUUCCAAUCUGUGAAAAGUCUAUUUUUUUUUUUUUUUUAAAAACAUUGACCUCAUGUAGCUUCCAUGCAGCUCAGGUCUCAUUACCACCAUUUACUUCCAGUUAAUGCAUUUCAAAUAAACAUGUACAAGGUGCCAUAGUUGUAGGGAUGGGCAAUAUGGCUGACAUAUCAAGACACUUUCAUGAUACGAUGCAUUACGAUAUCUAGGUUUGUUAACAGAGUGCACAACAUUUAGCCAUGUAAAAAGCUGGCAGUUUCCAUAGUUUCAGUUAACAUUUACUGAAAAAAAGGGAAAGGAAGGAAAAACAUAAACGGCCAACUAGCUACCCGUCAACAAUGGCAAUAAUGCCCGCGACAAUGCCACUGGUCUGACUGAAUGUGAAUAAAAAUCACAAAAAUAGCUAGUAUCUCAUGAACAGGAAAAGACAACAGUUCAGAAAGAACACAGGAUGACACGAUUGCUUAAUUCACUUUCGUAUUCGUUCAUUUUGCUUUAAACAAGGGUAAUCUCUGCAAUUUAACUCCACAGAAUUCACCAACUUAAAGCAUAAGCUAAUACAAAAUGGGGGCAUAGCUGAGAUCUUUUUUUUUUUUUUUCCUGGGAUAAAAAUGGAGGCAUUGCUAAUUACUUAGUGGAACCAAAGAUUGUAUACAGAGUAGCCCAUUUCAGUGGGAUAAAAAGUUUGUGUUUAAAUAAGUGGGUGUGCCAGCUUGCAUCAUCCACAUCAACUUUCAUUUGGCUGAUUAUACAAUGUUGUUCUUCCUUAAAAUUAGCUCCCUAGAAAACACUUGUCUAGAUUCAAAAAUAGUCACAGUGUAUUAAUAACAAAAAUGAGCACAGUUUGGUGAAAUACCUAGAAUUUCCCAGUGGAGUGAAUGGAUCUCCUGUUUCCCGAGUUUUCUCUUUCUCUUGCAAAAAUCGUGUGAUGCGUGUUAUUUACAUCUAAGCAGAAAUCAGCCUUAAUUAAGCCUGUAACCCAAGGGAUUGUGGAAAACAAUCUGCUCCAUUUAUAAAGAAACUGGGAAUUGAAAUAAUAGCCAAAUGACUAAAAUACAACUAUAAAUUUUUAUAUCUUCCUACAUCGUGUUACAUCUUCAUCAAAAUGACCAAGAUGGUCAGUGUUCAUUUUGCCAUCUUGGCUCCAAAAUCUCACUCACAUCAUCCAGAAGCACCUGAUUUCCCCCCCCACACUCCUGAAGAAACAGGUUGACAACAGUUUUAUGAAAAAGUGUUUACAUUUUGGGAUGGCUGACGACAAAUUUCAUAUUGCAACACUCUAGACUAUACGAUAAGUAUCAAUAUAUAGGUUUGCUAAUAAAACAGCAGUGUUGCACUUAAAAACGUUUCAAUAGUUUGAUGACGUUUUUUGAUUUAAUGUCUGCAAAAUAAAUUAAAAACAAAGGAGGGAAAAACAACCAAGCUCUAAUAGUAAAUUAAAGAAAUGCAAUUUAACCAUUUAAAAAAUUAUAUACAACUAUGUGGCAGAUUAUUUUCUUAAAAAAAUUGUAAAAAGAUAUCACGAUGUCUGAGAUGGCUCAAAAAGUGUAUUGUGACGCAAUUUUUACGAUAUUAUAAUUUUACAUUGCCAUAUUGCUCAGCCCUACUUACGCUACUUUCAGAAACCUGUAUAGUGACGUAAUAUCACAGUGUCAUAUCGUUCAGGUGUGGCAUCUUUCACAUUCUGCCUUCAACUGAUGAUACGUUUGCUUACAUUUUAACACCUGGUUCGGUUGGAUGAAAAAAACAACUUGUUUUACACUCUUAGGAAAAAGGGCAAAUCUGGAGCAUGUAAGGGUUGUUUGGUUUGUUCCUCUGGGUGAACCCUUAAACAGGGGUUUUUCCAUCAGAGAUGGUCUCGAGAACCAAGGAACCCUUGAAGAACCCUUUUGCUAAAAGUGUAAAGCUGGAACUGAAUGGCUCACAGUAGAUGUUGGAAGAACAUUCUUCUGCUCACCUCCUUCAAUCAUCAUCAUCUCUUAUCUGUGCUAGGGAGAUCUUUAUUGCAUUUCUCACAAACAUUUGCUUCCAUCUUGGUCGUGUUUGAUAUUUUGACAUUUGCUAAGCCACGACUUAACAUCUGGAGAGAUGUUUCAGUACGUCAUAGCUCUAGCACGUCUUCAGCAAAUGCAAUAACAGUGAUGCAGAUGGAUUUGUGAGGAUUUUGUUGACCUUACAGUACUGUACCGAUUAUCCAUCAGGCAUUGGUGUUCUCCCCUGAGCCUUAGUGCUUUAGUGCUGUGCUUUAGUCCAGGUGGAAUCACUUCCUGUUGUGUGGUGCAGUACUUCCUGUAUUAAAUUCCCACAGGGCUUGAGUUUCUCCUAAAUUUAUUCUACUCUGCAGUUUGUCUGAGGCAUUUGCUGGUGACUUUUCCCCAAAUAGAAGGUAGAAGGCACCACUUUUAGAUGCUGACAUGGUGAGAUCUGGUUGAUUUUGCAAAUUGCAGAUUCGUGGUGGACGACGGAAUGAUGCACUCCUUCACUAAGGCCACAUUUUCAGUUCCCGACAAUCUGUCUCCUGAAGACUUUAAAAGCUGUACAUACAUUAUUUAUGCACAACCGAAGAAUUACAUUGUGUGAAUAUCCGAAAAAAAAAAAAAGCAAGCAACAGAAGUCCCGGAGCAUCGUUGAGCUCCAACAUUUUAUUUUCCUCUCCAAAGUUCCUUCUGUGGUUCCCGAGUCGACCACAUGAAACAUCUCUUAUAAAGAGUCGUGUUCAAUUUGCAGUAUGUUGUGUAUCAUAGAUGCUUUAUAUAUUGAAUGUGUAUCAGAGUCCUAUAGAGAUGGAAAAUUAUUUAAAAAGAGAGCAUAGAGUUUAUUCAAACUAUUUAUUUCUAUAAAAAAUGUCUAUAAUGAUGUUUGGCAUGUUUGUGUUCAAGCAUAAUACAUCCUGUUGCCUUCGUAACUGUUUGACGAUGAUAGUUGCUAGAAUAUUAGACGCAAGAGCUUUACUGCUUGCUGUUUCAUUUUUUAGACUGAACAAUCUUUGCACCAUGAUAAACAAAAAAAAAAGGAAAA